Molecule: messenger RNA, 2044 nt
Organism: Vespa crabro (European hornet)
Lineage: Eukaryota; Metazoa; Arthropoda; Insecta; Hymenoptera; Vespidae
Gene: scalloped
Product: protein scalloped
Exons: 10
Coding region: 466-1848 (460 amino acids)
Biological process (GO): embryonic organ development; regulation of transcription by RNA polymerase II; hippo signaling
Cellular component (GO): transcription regulator complex
Molecular function (GO): RNA polymerase II cis-regulatory region sequence-specific DNA binding; DNA-binding transcription factor activity, RNA polymerase II-specific
Source: RefSeq, a predicted model, not a curated record
UUGUCGUCGUCGAUCGAGCGACGACGGCGACGACGACGACGGCGUCGCAAGCGGUGGAAGAAGAAGAAGAGUCGACGACGACAACGACGACAACGACGACGACGACAACGAAGAAACCGACGGACAUCGUGGGACGUCUUUUUGUUUCGUCUCCUGGACUCGAGGAGGACGAUAAAGAAGGAAAAGACAAAGAAAAAGAAGAAGAAAAAGAAGAAGAAAAAGAAGAAGAAGAAGGAGAAGACGACGACGUCGGCCUAUCGUUCUUUCUUCUUCUCCUCCUCCUCCUCCUCUUCUUCUAUUUCCUCUCUCUAUUCUCCCAUAGCGAGAGACGACGCGGUAUUAGAGAAGCUCCAGAAGAAGCACGAGCCUACCACCACCAUCGCCGCCGCGGCUUGGAUGGAUACUGUGCAUUAUUUCUGGAGUGCAUCCACGUCGCCGUCAUCCUGACCUGCCCGAGAAAUCCUCAUGAAAGACUGGGAACUCAGUACUCAGAAUAGCAUCGGCAGUGCGGUGGCUGCAGCCGACACCAUUUCCGCGCCGUGGACUCCCGCGAGUUCCGGGCCGCCGCCCGACGCCAACGGCUCCGGCUCGGAUACGAAGAACCUCGACGUUGGCGAAAUUAGCGAUGACGAAAAGGAUCUGUCGGCGGCGGACGCGGAGGGAGUAUGGUCGCCGGAUAUCGAGCAAAGCUUCCAGGAAGCUCUCACCAUAUAUCCGCCAUGCGGCCGACGCAAAAUUAUCCUUUCCGACGAAGGGAAGAUGUACGGUCGGAACGAGCUGAUCGCCCGUUAUAUCAAAUUAAGGACCGGUAAGACGAGAACACGAAAGCAGGUCUCCUCGCACAUACAGGUCCUAGCGAGGAGAAAACUUCGUGAGAUCCAGGCGAAACUCAAAGUGGAUCAUGCCGCCAAGGAGAAGGCUCUCCAGACAAUGUCGAGCAUGUCGAGCGCCCAGAUAGUAUCAGCUGGGAGUGCGAUACACAACAAGAUGCCCCCCGCCCUCGUGGGGCCCCUUGCCCUUCACGCUUCCACCCCUGUCUCCUAUCCCGGAGCGCAAUUCUGGCAGCCAGGUCUGCAGCCAGGAACCUCCCAGGAUGUCAAGCCGUUUCCACAACCUGCGUACACCGGUAAACCGGCGACGGCGGUCUCGAGCGGUGACAUGGUACAGGCACAGCCUCCGCCACCUUGGGAAGGACGAGCAAUUGCAACUCACAAGCUAAGGCUCGUCGAGUUCUCGGCAUAUAUGGAUCAGCAAAGAGAUCAGGACAUUUACCACAAGCAUCUGUUCGUCCACAUAGGAGGAUCAGCGACCUAUGCCGAUCCAUUGCUCGAAGCUGUCGAUGUAAGGCAAAUAUACGACAAAUUCCCGGAGAAGAAGGGUGGUUUGAAGGAACUUUACGAUAAGGGACCGCAGGCUGCCUUUUUCCUUGUUAAAUUCUGGGCCGAUCUCAAUACCAAUAUUCAGGACGAAACUGGAGCCUUUUAUGGCGUUACGAGCCAGUACGAGAGCAACGAGAACAUGACGAUAACGUGUUCGACGAAAGUCUGCUCCUUUGGAAAACAGGUGGUGGAAAAGGUGGAGACGGAGUACGCCAGGUUCGAAAAUGGCAGGUUCGUCUAUCGUAUCAGCCGUUCACCGAUGUGCGAAUAUAUGAUUAACUUCAUCCACAAGUUGAAGCACCUGCCAGAGAAGUACAUGAUGAACAGCGUUCUCGAAAACUUCACCAUCCUUCAGGUUGUAACGAACAGGGAUACGCAGGAAACAUUACUGUGUACGGCAUAUGUGUUCGAAGUGUCGACGUCCGAGCACGGUGCACAACAUCACAUAUACAGAUUGGUCAAGGACUAACCUGCUCGAACCUGCUCGCCAUGCAGCCAUCUACCCCCAUCAGUGCCUACCAUCACAUAAAAAGAAUCAUCCGUACGCGUAUAAUAUACACUAAAAAUACACUGAAUACAUAAAAUCACACGCGCGAGGAGAAACACGAAUAUGAGAAUACAAUGAGAUGUAGACUCAUUGUUCAUACUACUAUAUAUAUAUAUAU